This is a messenger RNA of Ziziphus jujuba (common jujube), 1551 nucleotides long. RefSeq names its product probable WRKY transcription factor 65. Gene Ontology annotation, cellular component: nucleus. The coding region runs from base 388 to 1245 and encodes 285 amino acids. The transcript is spliced from 3 exons. Gene Ontology annotation, molecular function: DNA-binding transcription factor activity; transcription cis-regulatory region binding. Gene Ontology annotation, biological process: regulation of DNA-templated transcription. NCBI's taxonomy places the organism in Eukaryota, Viridiplantae, Streptophyta, Magnoliopsida, Rosales, Rhamnaceae. The record is from RefSeq and is a predicted model, not a curated record.
AUUAAAAAAAAAGAGUAAAAUAAUAAAAUAUCACAUUGUUAGCACGUCCUCUUAAAAACAAAUGCUUAACCCCAAUUUGUCAAAGUGACGCCCAAUAUUUUUAAAGGACCACCCUUUCCACACCACCUUCCUCCAUUUUCUAAUUUCUUUCAUCAAUAUCAUCCAAAUCUGUCUCUCUCUCUCUCUCUCGCUCUCUUUUCUCUGUUUCUCAGCAAAUUAAGCAGUCACUUUGUGUGUCCUACAAUCUUCCUUCUGGGUAUAUAGCGGUGUGUUCAUAUAUAUAUAUAUAUAUAUAUAGUAGGCCGGCCGACUUCGUUGUGGGUUUUGUCCGAUCAAGUCCUGAAUUGAAUUGAAUUCAAUAAUCUCCAACCAUUAAAUACCAUAAAUAUGGAAGCAGCUAGAUUGAGCAACAGCAAGCCAACCCCAUUUAUGAGCGACCUCGACCAUGAAGACAACGACAAUUCUACAUCUUCUACUACUACCGACUCUCCUCCUCCUUCUAAUUAUUCCACCUUCUUCAACAACGACUCUAAGAAUAUCCUUUCCGCCUCCUCUCCAAAGAAAAGCAGGAGAGCCGUACAGAAAAGAGUGGUAUCCGUACCGAUAAAGGAAGUUGAAGGGUCGCGGCUUAAAGGGGAAAGCAGCACUGGUAAUACGCCGCCGUCUGAUUCAUGGGCCUGGAGGAAGUACGGUCAGAAGCCCAUCAAAGGCUCUCCCUAUCCCAGAGGGUAUUACAGGUGCAGUAGCUCCAAGGGCUGCCCUGCAAGAAAACAAGUAGAAAGGAGCCGUGUGGACCCCACCAUGCUUGUUGUCACCUACUCCUCCGAACACAACCAUCCAUGGCCGCCUCCUUCUAGAAACCAUCACCACCACCACCACUCAGCCGCCACCACCGCCAAGCAACCUUCCAAACCUCAAACUCCUCCUACUGCCACCGAUCACCAUCAUACUGACCCGGAACCCGAGCCCGAGGAAAGGUUCGCGGACCUCGGCGAAGAACCGGUGAUGGCGACGGAUGAAUUUCGCUGGUUCGAUGAAAUGGAGACGACUUCGUCCACGGUUCUUGAAAGCCCGAUAUUCGCGGAGAGCGGCGGCGCCUGCUCCGACGCAGGUGGUGACGUUGGCGGGAUGGUGUUCCCGAUGCGGGAAGAGGACGAAUCACUAUUUGCCGAUCUGGGAGAGUUGCCAGAGUGCUCCGUGGUGUUCGGCCACCGUGGCGUGGGACCACAAGUGGAGAUCUGCUAACACGUGUCGCCGCCGCCCCUCUUGCAUAUAUAUUAUUAUUAAAAAUACGAGGGGCUUUCUUCCUCAUUUUAAUUACGAUUAUUCAACAACUGGGAGGGAAGGGAGAGAGAAUCUUGCGCUAUAAGAUAACACCAUCAUCAACAUUUUUACAUUAUUAUUAUUAUUAUUUUUUUCAGAUUUUUUAUUUUUACAAUAUUUUUAUUUUAUUUUAUUUUAAUUUUUAUAUAUUUCCCCUUGAUUUUAGCGUUUAGUGAAAUAAAUAAAAAGUCUUAAUCUGGAUCUGUCUUGAUCUGGUUGUAAUUGGCA